This is a messenger RNA of Ostrea edulis (European flat oyster), 3136 nucleotides long. RefSeq lists its product as uncharacterized. The transcript is spliced from 2 exons. Lineage: Eukaryota; Metazoa; Mollusca; Bivalvia; Ostreida; Ostreidae. Bases 1 to 1461 code for a protein of 486 amino acids. The record is from RefSeq and is a predicted model, not a curated record.
AUGUUCCAUAACUUCCUUGUUACAACAGAACACAGAGAUUUUCUUAGAUUCCUCUGGCACGAGGACAAUGACAUUUCUAAACCUUUAAUAGACUAUCAUAUGAAUGUUCAUGUUUUUGGGAACAGCCCAUCCCCAGCAGUAGCCACCUACGGGCUACGCAAGGCAGUCGAGAAAGCAGAGACAGAUGUCCAGGACUUUAUUUACAGGAAUUUCUAUGUUGAUGAUGGUUUGAUUUCCUGCCGUACAUCUGAAGAAGCUGUUGAUCUGCUUGUUCGGACACAACGCAUCUUGCAUGAUAAUGGGAAACUUAGGUUGCACAAGUUUUCAUCCAAUAACAGGGAGGUGUUGGACUCAUUCCCACAAAGUGAGCUAGCCAAGGAUCUCUGCAACCUUGAUCUUUGUAACGACACAUUACCAAUGCAUAGAAGUUUAGGACUCUCUUGGGACAUUGAAACUGAUCGAUUCACGUUUUGUACAUGUAAAGACAAGAAGCCAUUCACCAGACGUGGAAUAUUGUCUGUGAUAAAUGGACUUUACGACCCAUUGGGCUUCGCAGUCCCAGUCGUUCUGAAAGGCAAACUUCUGAUGAAAGAAAUCCUGUCCAGUACAAACUCUCUAGAUUGGGAUGACCCAGUUCCUGAGUUGUUUAAAAAACCCUGGGAUGUGUGGGUACAAUCCCUAACUGAACUAGAACAAGUGUGUAUUCCUAGGCAGUACUCAGAUCACUCAUAUACAGAUUCCAAUGUUCGUCUCGUGCAUGUUUUCUGUGAUGCAUCUAAAGAUGCAAUCGGUGCUGUUGCAUAUCUGCAACUCUUCAGACCUGCUGGCCCAGAGCCCACUCUCAGUUUUCUACUUGGAAAGGGAAAACUUGCACCUAAUGGUGGCAGCACCAUUCCUCGGAUGGAACUGUGUGCUGCAGUUCUUGGAGUCGAAGUUGCAGACAUAAUCAAAGAACAACUAGGUAUUCCAUCAGAAUGUUUUCGAUUCUACACAGACAGCCAGAUUGUCUUGGGUUAUUUGACAAACACUACACGCAGAUUUUAUGUUUAUGUGUCAAACAGAGUGAAACGCAUUCAUUCAGCUUCAUCCCCAAGACAAUGGACACAUGUUGCCACAGAGCAGAAUCCAGCUGAUCUAGCAACAAGAUCAGUAAGUGCUACUCAACUUUCAAACAGUAUGUGGUUGACUGGACCUCCAUGUGAGAUAUUGACUAAAACAUUGCCAGAACCACUCUCAUGUUUUCCGUUAGUGGAACCACAAAAUGAUUGUGAGAUUAGACCUGAAGUUACAUGCAUCAAAGUUCAGAUGGAUGAUGUGAAACCUGUUAAUCACAAGAUCGGGUCAGAGAGAUUCUUAAGGUUCUCAACAUGGGAAUCUCUUGUUCGAGGAAUCAAGAUCCUGAAGCAGUUCAUAUAUACAUUUUUGAAACAAAGUGACAUUGACUCUAGUGAAGCAUAUUAACAAGCAGAACUUUUUGUGAUACAGACAUGCCAAGGAGAAGCAUAUGGUGACACCAUAAGAUGCAAAAAAAAAUGGACGCCCCCUGCCAAAUUGACAUUCACUAAUUGCCUUAUCACCAUUCAUCGACCAACAUGGUGUGCUCCGUGUGGGAGGUAGACUCGACAAAGGGCAGAAGUUCAGGCAAGGAGACGGCGAUCAUCACCCUGUGAUUAUGCCCAAGAACCAUUAUGUCACCAGACUACUUGUGCGCAAAUUCCAUCACCAAGUGUUACAUCAGGGACGACUGCUGACAGAAGGUGCACUGCGUUCCGGUGGAUUCUGGGUAGUUGGUGCCAAAAAUCUCAUAAGAUCUGAGAUCAAGUCCUGUGUCACAUGUCGCAAGUUAAGAGGAAGUUUUGGAUGGCAGAAAAUGGCUGAUCUACCUGAGGAUAGAAUGCAGCCAGCUCCACCUUUCUCUUAUGUAGGUGUGGACACCUUCGGACCUUGGCUUACCACGCAACGACGGACCAGAGGGGGAACUGUGAAUCAGAAGAGAUGGGCUCUGAUGUUUACAUGUCUUGUAUCACGAGCAGUUCAUUUGGAAGCAUUUGAAGAGUUGUCCACCACUUCAUUUAUCAAUGCGUUACGCAGGUUUAUUGUGUUGAGAGGUCCUGUUAUACAGUUUAGGUCAGAUCGCGGUACAAAUUUCACUGGAGCCGUGCAUGAACUGAACAUUCCUUCUGAUCUGGUGGAAGACCCGAUAUCUAAAAGGUAUCUUGAAGAAAACAAGGUUACAUGGAUAUUCAAUCCUCCCCAUGCCUCUCACUUUGGUGGGGCAUGGGAACGGAUGAUAGGUGCUUCAAGGAAGAUCUUGGACAGCUUACUGUUGAAUCAUAAGGGACCUUAAACACAUGAAGUUUUGACUACCUUUUUGAUGGAAGUUAGUGCUAUCCUGAAUGCUAGACCACUUGUCGCAGUAUCAACUGACCCAGAUGCACCACAGGUACUUUCACCUGAUAUGUUAAUUCAUCAAAAAACCGUACAUACGUCACAGUUGGACAUUCCGGUGUUUGGGACUAAGGACGCCCUCAGGAGUUCCUGGAAGCAGGUGCAAUAUUUGGCGGAUCAGUUUUGGCAAAGAUGGCGCAUAGAGUACAUGCAAAGCUUACAGAUUCGUCAGAAAUGGUUGUCAGAAGGUAGACAGUUCCAGAAAAAAUAAUGUAGUUCUUAUGCGUGACGAUUCGUUACCCAUUGAAGUCUCAUUGAAGUUGGCUGAGAAUUUAAAUGUCUCACCUUUCUUUGUUUGGUUAAGUCAUUGUGGAUUAUUGCUUGAUCUUUAAUCUUGUGUCAAGUUGUAUUCAUAUGUCGAUACUUGUACAUGCAUAUCAAUUCUAUGUUGCAUCAUUUGUAUACACUUUGGUGUUGUUAGGUAUAGCAUACCUUAUUUGAAAUGUAACACUAUUUUUUAUUUUAAAUUUGACUUCUUCGAAGCCAGAGGGGGAGUGUAGUGGCGCCGGAAUUUAUUCCGGAUUUGGUUCGGUUAUUAGAUUGUUUACAGUUUGAUCCGGCAUAGGCCAUGCUUGUUUUUAUAGCAAAAGUUGAUUUGUGUUUUGGUGUUUGUGCCCCGAAAGAUUUCCACCCUCGGUGAGAGAGGUUUGUGAGCACUGAGCUGACCAAUAAACAUUUUCUCAAAUUU